AUGAGUUUAUCAGACCCAGAAAAGGGACCACAGGCUGAGGAAAAAAGGGAAGAGCAACAACAAAUUAACGAAAAACAAAUGUCCGAAGAGAAAGACUUUAACGAAAAGUCACCAGUUCCUAAUGAAGCGCCAUUCGACACCGUAGAAAACGUAGUGAAGCAACAAAAUUUGGAUGCUAAAUCCUCUCCGCAGCAAGAUUUGCCCUUUGAUUUCAAUCGGUUCUUGGAACAAAUGAAGCAUCGACGUGCGGAAAAAAUCAAUCGUAUUUUAAAAAAUUUUCAGAAAGAAUUCGAGCGAAAACCAUAUACAAUUAAUGAACAAAUAAAAAUAGUUCAUGAUUUCUUGGACUUUGUCCCAACAGAAAUGCGAGAAUGUGAAAUAUGGCAAGAUGCCUCUGAACAAGAAUUUGAAAAUGCCAAAGAAGGGAUAGAAAAAUUAGUGAUGAACCGUUUAUACUCACUAACUUUUACUCCUGCGAUUAAAGGACCUGUCACAACCGAUGAUAGAGAACGAGACGAGAUAUUACAUCAAAGAAUCCAGAUAUUUCGUUGGGUGAGAGAGGACCAUUUAGAUAUUCCUCUGACGCAACAUAACGAAUCAUUUCUUGGACUUGCUCAAGAUGAAUUAUUAAAAUUAAAUGCGUACAAAGCACCACGGGACAAGCUUAUUUGUAUCCUUAACUGCUGUAAAGUUAUAUUUCGUCUGAUAAGGAAAGUUGAUGGAGAAGAGGGUGCCGAUAAGUUUUUACCAAUCCUAAUAUAUGUGGUAUUACGAGCGAACCCUGAACAUCUGGUCUCGAACGUUCAAUAUAUAUCACGAUUCAGGAAUCCUGAGAAGUUGCAGUCGGAGGCUGGAUAUUACCUCUCAAGCUUGAUGGGUGCUAUCGCAUUUAUUGAAAACAUGGAUGUGUCUUCACUUUCGAUAACCCAAGAAGACUUUGACAAAAAUAUUGAGAUAACGAUGAAAGAAUUGGAACGUGAACGUCCAAAACCGGAAGUGAAUGAUUCUGUCAUUAGUUACGAUAAUGUUAUACAUCCUUCAAGAUCUGCGUAUCCUGCCCGAUCACCAAUAAUUUAUCCAGCACAAGCUCGAGCAUUAUACGAGAAUGGUAAAAACUUUGCACAGCGUACAAUACAAACGCCCUUAAACAUGUUCGGAAAGAUCAUCGCAGAGAUGACAACAGAAAUUGAAAACGGAGUCCGAACAAUCGGUUCUAGUUUGGAGGUUCGUUCGUCCUCGCAAUCCUCAUCGCCCAGUACUUCACCCCAUCAACCACCCUUAAUCAACGAGCCCCCUCCCUUGCCGCCUAGAUCUUCACCGCUAAACGGGAUUGGGAGAUUUGAAAACUCGUUAUCAUUACAAUCACAAUCUCCAAGACAACGUUCUCUCUCUGUGUCUUCACAUUCUUCUCGUACAUCAGACAAUUCAAAUGAAUUCUCAGAAAUGCAAGAAGAAUCAACCCGUGUUAGUGCAGCACAGUAUGAAUCUUCGCUCAAUGCGCUCAAACAAAUAUUCCAGGGUGCUGAUGUUGAAGUCUGCGAAGCUGUACUACAGGCUAGUGAUGGGGAGUUAUCUCGAGCCAUCGAUAAACUUUUGGAAGUAUUUGAAACUAAGGACGACGAUAAGAUUGUUGAUCAUUUACCUGUUGAUAAUGAAGGUGGUGGUGGCGGUGAUGAACGUGGUGAACAGCCCCCUAAUAAUAGUGAACUGUCUGUUGUCUCCUAA
This is a messenger RNA of Ambispora gerdemannii, 1725 nucleotides long. NCBI's taxonomy places the organism in Eukaryota, Fungi, Glomeromycota, Glomeromycetes, Archaeosporales, Ambisporaceae. The record is from the annotation of a GenBank genome assembly.